UGUUGUUGCCUCCUUCCCCACAGUGCUGCAAAUCAGCAGCCCUACAGCAGAGGCUCGAGACUGUGGAGGCCAGCCUGGCAGCCAACAAGGACAGGAUCACUACUCUGCUUAACAUUAUCCAUGACCUGGAGAUGUGCCACACUCCCACCAGCAGGUAAGAGGAUCCGGCGAUGCUACAAAACUGGACAGGACCUCAAAAACUGCUCAACUUGCCAGAAGACUGCAUGUAUUGUCUACAGCGUGGAGUAUGACUUCAGACAGCAGGAAAGACGCUUCUUGGAAGUUCUGAAUCUUUCAGCAAGAGGAAAUAAUACUUUCAACAUGCACCUAUCCCCGCCCCUGAACUUCAGCCUGCUCAGAAAUGUCAUCAUUAAGAACUUAACAAAGUCAAAGGUGAGAAGCAAAAAGCUGUGCAAGACCCUGUUCAAAUGGCUGCCCAGGAAAAUCCAGCAAGUGUAGACCUCUCAACAAUACCUGUGCACUGUUUAAUAGCCAUAAACCUGUGUUACAAGUGACCAGCAGAAGCCUUCCUACCCAUAGAAUGAGGUUACUCUGGAUUAGGCUCUUCCUCAGUAGAGUUCCACUUUCCUCUGUCAAAGCUUAUAAACUUGAUUUUGUACUCAAACUUGGCCCUUAUCUUCGUGACCUUCAGGUACUAUCAUCCAUAAGGAUUAUUUCACUUUUGAAAGUUAAUGUUGUUUUGUUGUCAAUGUGCCUGCUUAAAAUGUAUGGCCAACCACAGCCAUAUAUUUCUUUAUCUAAUUUUGCAUACAAGAUUCUGUUAUGCACCUUUAUGAUUAAUGCACUAUGAGUUCCACUUGAUGUUACAUUAUCCCUUCAAUUGCCCCCCCCCCCCCCCUUACCUGCUUCUCCUGAGACUAAAUGUACAUAAAACAAGUUUUUGAAUGGAAUCAUUUUGAAAUGCAAAAAUAAAUCAGAAUUUUCUGACUGUU
This is a messenger RNA of Cottoperca gobio, 953 nucleotides long. RefSeq names its product INSYN2B protein-like. The transcript is spliced from 3 exons. Bases 121 to 459 code for a protein of 112 amino acids. The record is from RefSeq and is a predicted model, not a curated record. NCBI's taxonomy places the organism in Eukaryota, Metazoa, Chordata, Actinopteri, Perciformes, Bovichtidae.